Messenger RNA from Meloidogyne enterolobii, 672 nucleotides. Lineage: Eukaryota; Metazoa; Nematoda; Chromadorea; Rhabditida; Meloidogynidae. The record is from the annotation of a GenBank genome assembly.
UAUUCUGCGCCCUUUGGUUUAUACGCAUCCGCUUGGUCAACAAAACCUGAUCAUCAUUUAAAAUUUCGUUUAGCAGUUGGAAGUUUUAUUGAAGAAUAUAACAAUAAAGUUUCAAUAGUUCAACUACAAGAAGAACAAGGAGAAUUUGCACAUAUUGGGACAUUCGAACAUCCGUAAAUUUUUUUCCUCUUUUUUUUAUUAAAUUUUAUGCCCAACUUCCCCAAUUUUUCUUCUUCUAGUUAUCCAGCAACCAAAGUUUUGUGGAUUCCUGACCCUAAAGGAAAUUACCCAGAUUUAUUAGCUACAACAGGCGAUUAUUUGAGGCUUUGGCGUGCCAGUGGAGGAAUUCAAAAUAAUGGAAUUUCUUUGGAAGUUAGACUUGAUAAUAAUCGUUCAUCAGAAUAUUGUGCACCUUUGACAUCAGCAGAUUGGAAUGAAAUAGAUGUUUCUUUGAUAGCAACAUCAAGUAUUGACACAACUUGUACAAUUUGGCAAAUUGAGACAGGCCAAGCAAUAACAACAACAGAACGUGCAAUAGAAGGAAAUGUUAAAACACAAUUAAUUGCACAUGACAAAGAAGUUUUUGAUGUUGAAUUUUCUAAACUUUCUUCUGGGAGGGAUAUUUUUGCAUCUGCUGGUAAAUUAAUUUUUAGAAUUAGUAUUUUAUUUUAG